Hyalella azteca is the source of this 5474-nucleotide messenger RNA. RefSeq lists its product as uncharacterized. NCBI's taxonomy places the organism in Eukaryota, Metazoa, Arthropoda, Malacostraca, Amphipoda, Hyalellidae. The transcript has 3 exons. The coding region runs from base 700 to 4629 and encodes 1309 amino acids. The record is from RefSeq and is a predicted model, not a curated record.
CUAGCCAGUUGCCCGACAGCAGUCGAAGAGUGUGGGUGCAGUGUGUGAUACAUUAAAUCGGUUGAUCGCGUGUUGCCUCAAAUACUUACGCAUUGAUUUUACUUACAAAUUCAACGUGAAGCCUAUACUUGUUAGCUUAGUGGGAUUGCUCAAGCCGGAUUUACGGUGUAUGAAGAGCGGCGUUCGAACAGAAGGUGCCGAUGAUGUGAAGUUGCCUGAUGCCUUGUAUCACUGCAAGUCGAGGCACUAGAAAAGGCUGCUGUUGGGGAGAAGCCGCCCAUUGCGACCGCUGCUGCUGAAGACGAAGGCUCUAAUUUUAGUUUCAACAACGACUGCUGCGACCUGGACAACUUUUUAAAGUUCCUAAGAGACCGCCAACGAUGUCUUCCAAGUUCCUUUAAGCGUUUUCUGUAUUAUAAUUGCGAGCGCAUUUUUUAGGUAACGUGAAAACUUCACAUUUUUUGUGUAAAUUACCGUAGGGUAACCGGAAAUUAGGGAGUGAUGGGCAGAGAUAUUUUCUCAAGAAUGUAAAUCAUAUUUUCCAUUCUGCUGACGGUUAAAUGUGCAAAAUCUACACAAAAUGAGAUGCUCAAGGAAAAUUUAUACCGGAUAUAUUCCUAAAGCAAUACUUGAAUUACGAACGGAGAAGUGAUAACUUUACCAUUCUUUUCCUUGCUGAAGUUUUAAUUUGAUGAGAAAAUGAAGUUGAAUUUGUUUAUAGCCUUUACGUGCAGUACGUUGCUAUGCAAGGCGUCUUUAUUUGAAGCGUCCAAGGUGAAUUUAAAAGAUGCCGGUCCCGAAUAUCUUCACGAACGACAGCAGACUGCGCCACAAUCCCGGCACUCAAUUAACGCCCCUCACCCGAGCCAACGAUUUCAAUCAAACUCCCCUUUAGAGGAAUCUGUGAGGCCGGAUAUUGCCAACCACUUUUCUGACAUGCGACGCAAGCGGUCAACUACGCAGGAAAAAAAUACCGUGGCUACUUCGGGAUCCUCUACGAACAAUGGUGUCGACGAACAGCUCAAUACAAUAUUGCAUGCAUCGCCCAACACAGCCGCCAAUAACAACAAAAAGAAAAUUGAUACGAUGAAGUUGACAGCGGUGAAGACGGCUGCUCCUGAAGAACGCGACGUCGGUAGAACAAAAGAAAACCAUGAAAUUGAGGCGAAGAUUAGCAACAUAACUUCUGUCUCUGAGCGCCCACGUGGUGAUGAUCCAGAAAUUCAAUACGAUAAAGUGGGAGGAAAAGAAGGCUCAAUAAACGAGUUUCUUAUGGGUCCUCCUGCAGCGUUACAGGGGCCUGACAACGACGCCAUUUCGAACGAUAACGAUUUUCCUGACUCACCGGCAAAAUCGGAUCCCAAUUCAGACACUGAAGUAGAUUCUGACCAUAAACCAGCGACGGAACUCCAUGGAAGCAUAAGUCCUCUUCAAGACCAAGGCUAUGGGGUUUCAGAAGGGACCAUGUCCGUGACUCCAGGAUCCCAACCAACUCCUCGAUUGUCUUGGCUUGCGGAGUUCCUGUGCUCUGGACGCGGUCCUGGUUGGCUUGCGUUGAACAUUAUCCUGUUGGUGUUCAUCAUCCUGGCUGCAAUACUUUCUUUAUUCCGCCUUUUGGGUCUUCGCUCUUGCACUGCGCUUCUUUCUAGAACCCUUUAUCUGUUCGUGAUGAUCUUGUGCUUCACCGCGUCUGCGUUCACUGCAGUGCAUCUCAUCCACCUUUGUUUUGGUGGCAAAGAAGGACUGCCUUUGGUGCUCACUCUUAUCCUCACGCACACUCCGGUUCCAUGCCUUACGGUUGCAUUGUGUUUGGUUCUACAAAGUAUCUUGGAGGCUGCCAGAGAACCGUGGCCGAUAUCGUGCGCCGUAUUAGGCCGUGUAUCUAUCGUGCUAGUAUUGGCCAGCGUCGCCAGUGACAUAGCCGUGUCACUGCUCCACAGCACGGCACUCCUCAUCACCUGCCGUGUCACACUCACUGCCGUGGCGCUUCUGCCGGUCUUUGUGUUCCUUCUUAAGUAUUGCAGAAUAAGGGAGGUUCACGCAGCGCUCUGCAGGGAAAUACAGGGAGAACUCAAGCUCAUGGUGCCUCCUGCUAAAGACUCUGUGGCUUACGAACAACGCGCUGCCCAGUAUCUCUUAAGAGAUAUUCUCUCCUUGUGGGCGACGCUGUUGUUGGUAGCUUGCAUCGUCACCGUUGUUUUGUGGGGCUGCAACUUGAGCCUCUCUGUGUUUUUCUCAUUGCCCCGCGUCCCGGUUUGGUUGUGGUGGUUUUGUCACUCCACUAAUGUCCUUUUCCAAAUAAUCCUCAUCAUUCUGCUGAUAAUUUCUUGUGCUAUUACUCUGGACGGGCGUCACAUUAGUAUUUGGCAUAAGAUUUUCGCCGUUCCCAAGGACAUUUUCAGUUCCCCUGAAUCGGAAUCCGAGAGCGCAAAACGUAAUUUUGUGUAUGAGCGAGUAUCGUAUUCAAGCGGCAUUGAGAGCUCACAAAGAACGUCAUCGUCGCAAAACGAAACAGAUGAAUCAGAUGGACGAACCCCGGUCUCCCUGAACCCUCAGGUAGCCCCAUCUAUCCGGCCCCGCGUUACACUCCAGAGGUCCGCCACAUUUAACUGCGCCCCACGCAUGCCUCUUGUUUACGGAUAUCAUCCUGGUUAUCCUCAUCUCUUACCUCAAUACUAUCAACGGGCGGGCUCCUACGCCCAAAUUCACCAGCAUCAAGCAAUGCCUUCAUCUAUGUUAGUCAACGAAGCUGGAUUUGUACGUUUUAACAUGCCUGUGCAAAAUUUUUCUUAUCCAGUAACAAUGGAACAACCAGAGGAAAUGAUGAAACCGAACGAAGGAAUCCUUCUUCAAGCUGGCGAUCCAAAUUUGUUCCAUCCGCAUAUGGAUAUCGAAUACAACAGUUUGCGACGCUUUCCGAGACGUUACGCCGGUAGACAAGUGACUAAUAUCCCGGAGGAUCCUGACUCAGGGCACAAAUUUAAUCCCCCUGAAAUUCGCAUGAUCGCUCACAAUUCUUCCAACUCUGAGUACGCCAUGAGUGCCGGUUCUGUUCCAGUGUCCCCUUAUCAUGCGCUUCCACUCCUGCCAGCUUAUCCACCUGCUGUCAUGCAUGCUCCAAUCAUGUCAUCUUUCCACCCUUCAGUUCCAUCCUCUACUUCUGCAUCGGUGGAUAUCAAGCCAUACCAGUCACCUCCUGCUCUUCCAUCUCGAGCUGGUAGUUUCCGGAACCACUACGCAGCUCAGACGUCGCCCGCGUCCAGCCCACUUUCAUCGCCAUAUCAACUUUUGCCAGUUGGGCCCAACUCGUACUUGUUGAACCAGCCCUCUCAGAGGUCUUCUCCCUCGCCUCACCCUCCGGUGUUGACGCCCGUAUCGUCGUCCCCUUACCAUGGAGGUCUGCCCGUAGUGAAGCAGCGAUCAUCGAGACCAACGUCUCCUGCUAUUCAUUCGCUCGCCUUUCCGCCCCCGCCUCCAGUACCGAGUAACUCGCCUUCACGAUCAGAUCAUCAGCAGCCUCAGUCACCUGUAGAUUUCGAUACCUCACGACCUGCGUCGCGUCUCAGCGCUGCCAAAUUGGCAGGCGGGCCUUCGAGUCCGCCGUACUCUAACCAUGGCUCUAGCCCAGAUACGGGACAUUUUAAAAAGCCGCUCAAUUAUGAUGGUUCUCAGAAGAAUCUUGAGUACGCUUUGAAUACUCCAAGAAAUGAUGCAAACGCGCAACAGCUUGACGAAACAAAAUCGAUUGAAAGCACAGUGCGUGACAUCCUAACCAGCUGCGAGCGCCCCGUUUUCCGGCCAAGAAAACAUCCUCAUCGUGGGCGACUUCCGCUUCGAAAUCAAUCCUUCAAUAGAAACGAUACACAAAAUAUUUACGAAAAUGGGCCUUCUGCUAACAGAAAUUAUCAACACGAGGCUGAUCACAUAGACAUGGACACGAUCUCGAAUGCAGCCGAUGGCUGCGUAACAGACGAUGACCUACCCCAAGACCCAGUCAGAAACUCAGCGCCCAGUCUCAAGAGAAAUCAUUCUACCGCGGGCUGUUACUAUCCUAAAGAACGAAAAGAACCACAAUGUCAGACCGACGAUGAAGGUAACAAAUAUUCUUCUUAUCGCUUAAGUCAAAUUGGGAGCAAACCAGUUGAAUGGUACGGCACAUGGGCGGGAAGACGGAAGUCUAGAAACGGUGCAUAUAGCGUAGAUACCGAGAAGAAUAGCGUUGAAAGAUCAUCAGCCGAUAACAGAAAUUCAGAGAAAAGGCUAUCUUCUCGAGCGUCUUCAAUUCUUAGCCUUUAUAACAAACUAAAGUCAAGGAAAGAAAAGCCACCUAAAGAUGAUUCUAGCGAAGGCACCGAAAAAGACGAGACGGAAGUGAGUCAAGCGUCUACCUCAGACGACACUCCAACUCCCAGUGAAAAAACCGCCGACGGCAUUUCCAUAGCUACUGAAGGAGAGAAGGAUUUGGACAACCCUCUGGCUGAGGCGCUUGACGAGAUCAAAGACAAGUCGCAAGAUGAGGCGGACUGGACCAUGGAUAUUCUAAGCAGCAGUUCCGUGCUCUCAGAUUUUUAUAAACUCAAACCCGACCGACCUCCGCCUCUGCCUGAGCUUGCUGAAGUGGAUGGCUAAACGCAGAAAAUCAUGUACAACUUAUAAAAAAACUAGUGCUGACGCAAGCGACGCAAGCUACUCUUAUGAAUUCAUUAUCGAAUGAACAUUUGAAAGUGAAAAUGUUAUUCUUGAAGAGUUAGUGAACGUCAAUGUCUGUGCCUUGUCCAAGAGAUAAUCACGUGUUUUAGCUUCGAAAAGACUUCCAAACGUUAAAAAAAAUAGCUGAGUUAUAAAUUUUUAUUCACCGGACGAUUUCUUACUUUAUCCUUCAGGAUAUUCAGAAUUAAUUUAAUCUUUUUUUUUUUAAUGCGGGCUGAGAUCGUCUGGGUUUUUCAACCUCUUCCCAGGCCUUUUAAUUUCGUUAUAGUGCCCAUUUGGUUAUUCAUGUCAUUUUUAUUAUUAAGUGGAUUUUUAAGUAUCUUCGGCUCAGUAUUGACAAACCCAAUCAAAUCAUGAGAACCGCAAACAUUUGCAAUUAUCAAUUCUCAAUGAUUAUAGACAAUCACUUUAUUAUUGUUCCACAUUCUUCACGAAGUAAGGUAGAAUUAAGCUAUUAAAGUUCGCCUUGUUAAGAACAAAUUGAAGUUGACAUUGAGGUCAAGUUUAGUGGGACCAAAUAAUUUAGAACGCUUGCCUAUUUUUAAUCUUGCUUUUAACGUCAUAAAUCAACGAUGUCUAGGAAUAAUAUAGAAGUUUUAAUGCACAAAUAUAAUUUCAGCUUGUUGCCUUCAAAUGCCUUAGCUGCAACAUGUAGUUCAUCUGAUGCCUUCCUUGAAAUUGUAAUAAUUUUAAUGUGAAAAUGUUCUGAUGUAGCUAGAAAAUUACAAUAUACAUAACUGUAGAGAAUUUUAGCAUUAUAGAGC